This is a messenger RNA of Prorocentrum cordatum, 438 nucleotides long. NCBI's taxonomy places the organism in Eukaryota, Dinophyceae, Prorocentrales, Prorocentraceae. The record is from the annotation of a GenBank genome assembly.
AUGCCUGGACCUCCAGGGUUCUUGUGCUCUCUUCCAGUAGGGAUGCUUCCAGCAGAUGGCCUCCAGGAGUUUCUCAUCGGCCCCGUCCGUAAUUCAUUCGGGCUCAAGCGAUCGUGGCCCAGUGCGCCGAUCAAGCCUUCUGCCUUUCCAAGGGAUCUGGCAGAGUCAGCCUUCUGGUGUACAAAUCGGGAGAUGCUGGACCUCGUCACCCUCCUCUCCGCGGUCGGCCUGCAGGAGGAGCUCGCGGAGAGCCGCAAGGCGAGCCCCGUGAUCACCGCCGCCGAGAGCAGCACGACGAGCUUCGUCGAGGACGCCGCGGAGCAGAUCUCCCUCGCCCUCGAGUCGUUCGAGGGCGCGCUCUCCUCCGCCCUCGGCGCCGCGACGGGGUCCAGCUCGUCGGAGCCAGCGCCAGGGCCCGCGCCCUGCAAGACGGUGUGA